Molecule: messenger RNA, 1308 nt
Organism: Procambarus clarkii (red swamp crayfish)
Lineage: Eukaryota; Metazoa; Arthropoda; Malacostraca; Decapoda; Cambaridae
Gene: CIA30
Product: complex I intermediate-associated protein 30
Biological process (GO): mitochondrial respiratory chain complex I assembly; mitochondrial electron transport, NADH to ubiquinone
Cellular component (GO): mitochondrion
Source: RefSeq, a predicted model, not a curated record
UCCACUAGGGUUACUAGUGGCCGCCUUGAGGGCGGGGGUGACUGGAGCUCCGGGUACAUUUAUCAACAUCAUGGGGGGCAAUUUAAUAUUAUUGAAACGGAGAACUAACUAAGGAUGUUUCACUUUCGAGGGGUUCAGCUCCUGGGUGGUCCUCGAGGUGGAAAUAUAUUUUCUCAGACCUUUCUAUUGUGUUUUUCAAGAACUUGCGGUGUAAAUAUUUUUCAGGCUAAAGAACUUUGUAGUGUUUGUAAAUAUUUGUGUAAACACAAUCAUUUGAAGGCUAUUCAAAGGACAUGUAAAUUUAUUAGUAAUGCUGAUGAGGCAGCUUCCCAUGCAAGAGGUGUUGGUUUCUGUCCUAGAAGUCGGGCACCUCUGCUGUCUCGCCCUGAGUGGAGUAGAGCAGUCAUAUCCAGAAGCAUUUCAACUGCAGGAGCUCAGAAGCUUUUUUGGGAAAGGGAACCAAAAGGUGGAUAUGGAAGGAAGAUAAAGUACAAUCAUAAAGAACUCAUUCGUGAUGGCCUGAGGGACAUGCGAUCUGAAAUUACAAAAUGGAAGGAAGAGUUGCAAGAACAAAUUGAAAAUGAUCCCAUUAUAGUCAGACCAGGUGACAUGGACAAGAUCUUGGUUCUGGAUAGUGAAGAGUCAUUGAACCACUGGAUAGUGACAUGUGAUUCAGAUCAUUGUGAGGGUUACAGUUCGGCUUCACUAAGUGUUUCUCCAACAGGACAUGGCUUAUUCUCAGGCCAUAUUAGCACUCAGGUCCCUAAAGAUGGAAAAACAAAACGUGCAGGCUACUGCAAUAUGAGGACAAUUAGACCAAGGAAGUCCUUUAGAAGAGAGAUGUACUUGGACUGGUCAUGUUACAACCACUUGGAGUUACGAGUACGAGGGGAUGGCAGAUCUUACCUCGUAAAUAUUUCCACUGCUGGAUAUUAUGAUAUAACCUGGAAUGACAUGUUCUCAUACGUAUUAUAUACUCGAGGAGGGCCUCACUGGCAGAUCACGAGGAUCCCAUUCUCUAAAUUUUUUUUUAACAGUAAAGGUCGUGCACAAGAUAAGCAAGUGCCAAUCGUUCUUCAUCGAGUAGUUUCUCUUGGAAUAUCAGCAGGAGAUCGUGUUAAUGCACCGUUUAGAUUAGAAAUAGACUACAUAGGUCUUUAUAAUGAUCCAGAUCACACAGAGACAUUUGCCUAUGAGAUGUAUAGAGUUCCUAAAUAUACAUCUGCACAUUAAGUUAGGAAAACUACCUAUGUUUUCAGUGUACUCUACUGUAUAUACAAAAUUGCAGCAUAAACAUUAAUAAAUUUA